AUGGAUGUUGAAUUGAAAUCCUUGACUGGGAAUGGUACUUGGUCAGUGGUUUCUUUGCCUAAGGACAAAAAGCCAGUUGGGUGUAAGUGGGUCUACAAGAUUAAGAGAAACCCGGAUGGAACAGUUGAACGUUUUAAAGCUCGCUUGGUAGCUAAGGGCUUCACUCAACAAGAAGGUGUAGACUUUAUAGACACUUUCUCACCAGUUGCAAAACUUGUAACUGUCAAGUUAUUGCUUGCUCUUGCUGCAACUCAGAAAUGGAGUUUAACUCAGAUGGAUGUGACAAAUGCCUUCUUGCAUGGUGAUCUUGAGGAAGAAAUCUACAUGAGUUUGCCUCCUGGUUACACGGAUACUUCAAGUGGGAGUUUGCCGCCUCGACCAGUCUCUAGUAAUGAUACAGCUGCUGAGGAAGCCUUAAAGAUUCUGCUUAGAUCACACUUCAAGAUCAAAGACCUGGGACCACUCAAGUUCUUUCUGGGACUUGAAAUAGCUCGUUCAUCGCAAGGAAUUUCUGUGAGUCAAAGAAAAUACUGUCUGGAAUUGAUUUCUGAUACAGGAUUGAUUGGAUCUAAACCUGUUACGGUUCCCUUGGAUCCGAAUGUUUCUUCACAUAAGGAGACAGGACCUACAUUGGUGGAUUUAACACCAUACAGAGCACUUGUGGGACCUCAUAUGAAGGCAGCUCAGAGAGUGGUUCGAUAUUUGAAGUCAAAUCCAGGUCAGGGUCUCUUCUAUUCAGUAAAUUCUGAUAUGCAAUUGAAGGCUUUUGGAGAUGCUGAUUGGGCUCAGUGUCCUGAAACUAGAAGAUCUGUCAGUGGAUUCUGUGUGUUUCUUGGUUCGUCUCUAAUUUCGUGGAAGGCCAAGAAGCAACACACCGUUUCAAGAAGCAGUACCGAGGCUGAAUACAGAGCAUUGGCAAAUACAACCUGUUGCGCUCCUGAUAAGGGGGGAGAGAAAGAUUGCGGAGCAGACUUUUCGAAGGGACAUGACCGAUUCAAAUCAUCGGAAAGGUGUCUAUUGCUUGACGGUGAUGACGUGGCUUACACUGAAUGGUUUUAA
This is a messenger RNA of Tarenaya hassleriana, 1059 nucleotides long. RefSeq lists its product as uncharacterized. The coding region runs from base 1 to 1059 and encodes 352 amino acids. Lineage: Eukaryota; Viridiplantae; Streptophyta; Magnoliopsida; Brassicales; Cleomaceae. The transcript is spliced from 4 exons. The record is from RefSeq and is a predicted model, not a curated record.